This is a messenger RNA of Geodia barretti, 1113 nucleotides long. The record is from the annotation of a GenBank genome assembly. Lineage: Eukaryota; Metazoa; Porifera; Demospongiae; Tetractinellida; Geodiidae.
AUGUACAACAGACCCCCAACGAUCGGCGAAUACCUACUCAGAAAACUGGAAAGCUACGACAUUGAACAUAUCUUCGGCGUUCCGGGUGAUUAUGUACUGAGGUUCUAUAACCUCAUCGAGCAGAGUCCAAUUCAGCAUAUCGGUAUGACCCGUGAGGACGCAGCAGGCUAUGCCGCCGAUGCAUACGCGCGGAUAAAAGGCAUGGGUGCCGCCUGUGUCACCUAUUGCGUCGGUGGAUUAUCAAUGGUGAACGCCGUCGCAGGUGCCUACGCCGAGAAAUCACCCGUCGUUGUUAUUAGUGGUGCACCGGGCAUCAGAGAACAUGGGAAAGAUGCGCUCCUUCAUCAUAAAGUCAGGGACUUCCACACACAGCAACGGAUUUAUGACGAGAUCACCGUCGCGACGGCACUCCUCGAUGAACCCUUUACUGCCUUUAACGAAAUCGACAGGGUGCUUGAUGCUGUCUAUCGCUACAAACGUCCAGGAUAUAUUGAACUCCCACGCGAUAUGGUGGAUGUCCGUGGCACACUCCACCAGCGUCCCUCAACGGGUGGACACCUCAGUGAACCGGAAAUCUUGGAUGCCGCCGUUGAAGAUGCUGUUGAUUUCAUUAAUCGCAGUAAAAGACCCGUCAUUCUCGCGGGCGUAGAACUCCACAGAUUCGGCUAUCAAAACAAACUACUUAGACUCGUAGAAGAAAAACGUAUUCCGGUAGUGGCGACGCUUCUCGGAAAAUCGGUGAUGCCGGAAUCACAUCCGCUCUACUUGGGUAUUUAUGAAGGUGCGAUGGGGAGACAAGAGGUCCGACAGUUUGUUGAAGACUCGGAUUGCGUAAUUAUCCUCGGGGCGUUCAUGACGGAUGUGAAUCUUGGGAUUUACACCGCAAACCUCGACCGCGCACGUUCUAUCUACGCCACCUCGGAAAAAAUUACAGUCCGCUACCACAAUUAUGAAGAGGUGAUGUUUGACGAUUUUAUUGACGGUAUCAACUCGCCAAAACUCCGAAAACGACGGAAACCAAAUUUGGAAUGGGCACUUCCAGAUACGGAACCGUUUCGGGUCGAGCCUAACAAACCUUUAACAACUUGCCGACUAUUUCCAACACCUGAAUGA